AUGAAACAGAGGUGUCAGUUAAAGGAGAAAGUUGAAUCUUUUUAUGAAAGAGACGAUGUUAGCCGCUGCAUGCCAGGUAAACAGGAUGUUACAAAAAGUAAUAACGGCGAAAAGAAGCAAGUUCGUAUCCUAAAUGAUUAUCUGUCCAAUCUGCACGAGAAAUUUUGUGCUGAAUCACCCGGUUCGAAGUGCUCACUGUCUCAGUUUUGUAAACUGCGACCUCGUCAUGUUAAACUGACUUGUUUGAUUUCGCGCAAUACAUGCCUCUGCACAACUCAUCAAAACAUGGCCUUGAAGUUAAAGUCAUUGAGAUCUGUUAACGUUAACAUUAGUCCAAACCCUGAGGUUGUCAGCAAAGCCGUCAAUGAAGGUCAAAUGAAAACAUUGCUAUCCAGUAUAACUGAUGAUGAUGUUGAGUUUGAAUCCUGGCAGAGAGUUCUAUGCAAAGAUGGGAAAAAUCGUAUGCGAAUUGUAAAAACAACUGUUAAACGACAAGACUAUAUUGAAUCUACAAUGAAACAGUUUGAGUUAUUUUUGCAGCAUGUUGACCGAGUGCGCCAUCAAUACAGAUCCGCUGCUGAACUAAAAGCAAAACUCCCAAUUAAUGAGGUGGUAGUGCAAAUGGACUUUGCUGAAAACUUGGCUUGCCAGACAGCAGACGAAAUACAGAGCGCAUAUUGGAACUGUACUAAUGUAACUUUACACCCGGUUGUGGCGCACAGGAAAUUAACAAAUGGUAUCAUUGAGCACAGCAAUUAUGUUUUUGUAUCUGACGUAAACCAACAUAACUCUCGGGCCGUCGUGGCUAUCAUUCAAAAGUUGGUUCCCUUACUUAAGGCUAAUUUACCAACACUGACAAAAAUCCAUUACUGGACGGACUCGCCGACAUCACAAUACCGCAACCGAUAUAUAUUUGAUAUAUUGUGCCGACACGAGUCCAUGUUUGGUAUAAAGGCGGUGUGGAAUUAUUUUGAAAGUGGACACGGAAAGGGUCCUUGUGACGGAAUUGGUGGCGCAGCAAAGCGACAAGCGUCAGAUGCAAUUAAGCAGGGAAAGGUUUCAAUACAAGAUGCUACUGAGUUCUUUGAUUGGGCAUCAACUCACGAGAAGAAAAUUAAAUAUGUCUUUUACUCGCAAGAAGACUAUGACACAGCUGACGCUUUGAUAAAAGAGAGACAUACAGGCCCGGUUUCGGGCACCAUGAGAUUACACGCCGUAGUACCUUCUGACAGCUAUUCACUGUACACCCGUGAAGUGUCCCGUUACUGUCAACAGUGCUUGGGUGGUUCAUUGUGUGAUAGUUGGAGCAAACACCAACUGAUAGAAAUCGAACAAGCAUCAAAUGUCAAACAGUCAGGCGAAAUAAUGCUUAAUGACCCCGAAGCAGAACCAAAAACAAGUACCGAGGUGGAAUCCUUAGAGCAAGAUUUUGAAAUAGGCACAUUCGUCGCUGCAACUUACAAUAAAAGGUGGUACAUUGGAAAUAUUAUGGAUAUGGACGACAGUGAUGGUGAAGUUCACAUAAGUUUCAUGACUGAGAGUGUUGGUAAAACAGGCAUAACUUAUAAAUGGCCAGAGCCCUGUGACGAUCUUUGGGUUCCUAAGGAAAGUAUAAUUUGUAAAAUAGCAGCUCCUUUAGCUGUCGGUAGAUCGAAAAGAGCCUAUGUACUUGAUGAAAGUACAGUUCAUCAUAUUAAUGAUAAGUUCAAUAAUAAAUGA
This is a messenger RNA of Ruditapes philippinarum (Manila clam), 1719 nucleotides long. RefSeq lists its product as uncharacterized. The transcript is spliced from 2 exons. Bases 1 to 1719 code for a protein of 572 amino acids. NCBI's taxonomy places the organism in Eukaryota, Metazoa, Mollusca, Bivalvia, Venerida, Veneridae. The record is from RefSeq and is a predicted model, not a curated record.